AUGUCCGCUCCGGCUGCUGAAUCGCUAUCCCUCACCGGUGUCGGUCCGCGCCAGAUGCGUCCGUCGCGAGGCCAUGCUUCCAUGCCACCAGAACGUUUACCUGUCGAAAUAUGGCAUCUGAUCAUCAUGUGCCUAGACGAUCACUGUUUCGCCUGGUUUGUCUUGCGACAGACAUGUCCAUUUCUCAACCUUGUUACCGAGCAGGUCUUUGCGCGAUACGUUUCGCGUACUUGCACCGUACGAUUUGCCGGCCAGACACUAGGAAACUUGCUUGCACAUGAUCUACAAGGUGAUACCGGUGACCGUAGACAAGUCCCUGCAUCGCGACAGGCACUGGUGCGACAACAUGCCUCGCCGGCCUCAUACUGGGCCUCAGUCAGUCGCGCCCAGCCUCCAUCGUUUCGCUUCCAGCCCUCGUCUUUUGUCCCCGCCACCACAAAGGCCAAGCUUCUCCUCAAACUAUGUGAUGCGCCAAAUGCUCACGAGACACUACCCGCGUCCCAGCCAAAUGCAGGGACCAUCGACACUACCACGACCCUCGUCCAUGUCUUCUUCCAGCCCGGUGCCAAAGCAGAUGCCGAACGCUCGCGCCUACUCCAUCAAGCCCAUUUUGUUCUUUUUCAUGGCCAACUAAAGAGUAUGCGCCUCCCUUCAGCCACCUUCAACGUUGCUGAUCGCCACCUCCAACUCGAUUGGCGCCGUCUCUGCAAUACCUUUAUGCGCGACGAGUUCAAGUGUCGUUACGAGUCUCAAUAUUCCGUCGCGUGGUGGAGAAACUUCGAUUGACCCAAUCGCGACUAGAUGGCAUGCAUAAUUUCCCCUCUGAGUAGCCCAGCACAAGCAAUUCAUCGUCUUUGCACCUCGAAUUCGUUCCUGAUGGCCUGCCAAGCGGCAGAUCAAUUUUGCGUCAGCGCCGAAUCCGAAUAGAUCGCCCUUGGCACUAGGGACUACCCUCACCAGUGCUCACCACGAACACCCUCCGAAAAUCCGGAGGUGUCGGCUGUGGCCUCUUCAUCUCCGCCUGGGCACUUUGCUGGACGGUCGGAUCAUCAUCAUGCUUAAUUCUCCAUAUUCCAGUUUACAACUGUUUGAGUUACACGGAGAGUGCCCAGCUUUUCCAAGUACCGCAUCGAGUGCGUGAUUUAGCGCCCACCUUGGCCUCUGCCAAUCGCGCAUCCUUCCGAGUCAUUAAUAUCUCACCGGGUUGGAUUUGUAUUGAAUAUCACACAAGUUAUUGCAA
This is a messenger RNA of Pyrenophora tritici-repentis Pt-1C-BFP, 1240 nucleotides long. RefSeq lists its product as uncharacterized. The record is from RefSeq and is a predicted model, not a curated record. NCBI's taxonomy places the organism in Eukaryota, Fungi, Ascomycota, Dothideomycetes, Pleosporales, Pleosporaceae.